Molecule: messenger RNA, 571 nt
Organism: Medioppia subpectinata
Lineage: Eukaryota; Metazoa; Arthropoda; Arachnida; Sarcoptiformes; Oppiidae
Source: the annotation of a GenBank genome assembly
CGGCGAUCAAAUGAAGUGAUCAUCAGUUUUUCCACUGAAAUAUUGCAAUAUUUUUUCAUUUGCUUUAAAUGUGUUUCUGUUUAAAAUAUAUGCGAAUAUUUGCCAUUAAUAUAAUUAAAAUUAAAUAAUAAUUAUAAUAAUGCAUUCAUUAAUUGUGUUAAUAGUGUUAACAGUAUUUUACAUAUUAGUAGAUGUGAGCACUUGUGUGCAAAUUAAUUAUGUUUACCAUAACUACACUUCAAUGACCGGUAUAUUAAAGAGUAUUAACAAAACCAAUUCAGAUCUCGUGUAUCUCUACUCCAUUGGGAAGUCGGUUGAAGGCAGAGAGCUAUGGGUUCUCCUCAUCACUAAAGAUCCUGCUCGGGAAGUGGUGCUGAAGCCAAACGUGAAAUAUGUGGCUAAUAUGCACGGCAAUGAGGCGGUGGGCCGGGAGCUGAUGCUUCAUCUCAUCGCUUAUCUCAUCAAUAAUAGCAAAAAUAAAGUGAUAAAAAAUCUAUUGGAAACGACAAGAAUCCAUAUCAUGCCGUCUAUGAAUCCGGACGGCUUUGAAAUGAGCCUCGAAGGCAAGUGU